This is a messenger RNA of Aspergillus wentii DTO 134E9, 1503 nucleotides long. RefSeq lists its product as uncharacterized. Gene Ontology annotation, cellular component: membrane. The transcript is spliced from 7 exons. Gene Ontology annotation, biological process: transmembrane transport. The record is from RefSeq and is a predicted model, not a curated record. The coding region runs from base 1 to 1503 and encodes 500 amino acids. Lineage: Eukaryota; Fungi; Ascomycota; Eurotiomycetes; Eurotiales; Aspergillaceae. Gene Ontology annotation, molecular function: transmembrane transporter activity.
AUGGCCGAUUCAAAAAAUAACAUACGCAGCGCAGAAAGCAGCGUCGAAGAUGACAAAAACAACCUGCACUAUGCCAGUCGAGGCGAGAUACUCGGCGACAACUCGGAGGAGAUCACAGGAUAUGAUUCGGAAUGGAUGCGCGCCAGAACGUCUCUGACUGCUGAAGAAGAGAAGAAGCUCCUGCGUCGGAUGGAUUGGCAUAUCAUGCCUCUAUGCGCGAUCAUGUUUCUGUUGAAGAAUAUUGAUUCGGAGAAUGUGUCCAAUGCGAAGAUUAUGAAUAAAGGAACAGACCGGAACAUCCUGACUGAGUUGGGGAUGACUUCGAACGAGUAUAGUCUCGUUACUGUUCUAUACUACAUUCCGUAUAUUGUGGCUGAAACACCGUCGAAUCUGCUCAUCAAGCGAAUGCUUCCGUCACGAUGGCAGUCUCGCAUUCUGGUUAGUUGGGGAUUGGCGCUUGCAUGCCAUACUGCCGUCACCUCGAAGCAAGGACUCUAUACAGCCCGUUUCUUUUUAGGAUUGAUGAAAUGUCACUUCGAUUACUCUAUUUCUGUAACAGACAUUCUGGGCAACUUUUCCGGAAUCAUCAGCGGUGUUCUGGCAUACGCCUUUGACACUGUCUCUGGCUCUCACGGUCUGUCGGGCUGGCAAUGGCUGUUUCUCACUGAAGGCAUCAUCACCAUUGCUUUUGGGUUUUCGCUCAUCUUCAUUUUUCCAGACUUCCCUCCACAGGCAAAGUGGUUGACAGACAAAGAAAAAGCCUUCAUCCAAGCACGACUCCCUCGAAAUGCACCUCGCGCUCACGAAGUCAACUUUAACUUCAAGGAAAUUGUGAAUUCCCUCAGAGAUAGCCGUCUGUGGCUAUUCACUCUUAUCUGGGCAUUCUUCACCGUCGGAACCCAUGGACUGAGAUUCUAUCAACCUACCGUCAUCGCAAAUCUUGGCUUCACUGGCAUCGCAACAACCCAACUCCUCAACAUCCCCACCUCCAUCCUCACAGUCCUCUGUAUCGCCGUCUUUGGUCUCUGCGCCGACAACCCCCGUCUCCCCCGCCCACUUUACCCCCUAUCCUUCCUCGUCGUCAUCCUCGCCUGCUACGGCGUGCUAUACAGCUACCCCUCCAACGGCGCCGUCUACGCAGUGACCGUCAUUGCCAACGCCCUCGGUAGCGCCUGGUACCCGCUGAUGUGGCCGUGGCGGGUACAGACAACAUCCAGCGCGACCGGCUCCGCCUUCUCCAUCGGCUUUGUGAAUAGCUACGGCCAGAUUGGAGGUGCGAUUGGUCCACAGAUUUUCCGGAGUGAGUAUGCGCCGAAAUACACGGUGCCGUUUGCGGUGACGAUGGGGUUGAUUGCAGGGUGUAUACUUUUGACCCUGGGGACGUGGUGGGUGACAAGGGGGACGGAACGGUCAACGAGGAGGUUGAAGUUGGCGAGGUUGGAGGCGAUGAAGAGGGGCGAGGCUGUGUUGGAGGAUGUGGUUGAUGAGGAUAGGCGUAGAUAG